This is a messenger RNA of Owenia fusiformis, 2950 nucleotides long. The record is from the annotation of a GenBank genome assembly. Lineage: Eukaryota; Metazoa; Annelida; Polychaeta; Sabellida; Oweniidae.
CAUCAGUGCAAUGGAGGUCACCGCCGGGAAAUUUGGUCCCGAAAAACUUCUUAUUAUCUUCCUUUACGCUGGAUUACUGUUGCCAGGAGUGCAAUGUCUACUUUAUCCAAGGGAAUCAGAGUCCAGAGAAAUGAAGGAUCUAAACGGAAUGUGGGAUUUUCGUAUUGAUUCUUCUGCAAGUCGACGCGAAGGCUUGGACAGAAAAUGGUUCUCUUCAAAACUGAGUCAUACUGGCCCAGUGAUGUCCAUGCCUGUACCAUCCAGUUAUAAUGACAUCACAGUUGACAAAAGCAUUCGGGAUUUCGUUGGUUGGGCCUGGUAUGAUCGUGAAUUUUUUGUAUCCGCUGACUGGCAGAAUAAACGAAUCAUGAUGAGGUUUGACAGCGCACAUUACUUUUCAAUGGUGUGGAUAAAUGGCCAGGAGUUAGUCUCUCACAAUGGCGGACAUUUGCCAUUUGAAGCCGAGGUGAAUAAACUGGUGAAUUUUAAUGAGGUGAAUUAUGUCACCAUAGCGAUAAAUAAUACAUUGACACCAACCACCCUUCCCCCUGGCACUAUACAAUAUAAGACUGAUACUAAAAGGUAUCCACCAGGUUAUUUUGUUCAGAAUCUUCAGAUGGAUUUCUUCAAUUAUGCAGGAAUUCAUCGCUCGGUGCGCCUGUAUACUACUCCCAAAUCCUACCUCAGUGAUGUUACCAUAACAACUAAUUUCUCAGGAACAGAAGGCCUAGUGAAUUACGCACUUAAAGUUAACGGCACACAAUCUCCAUCAGCUACAUACAGAGUAGUAGUAAUAGAUAAAGCUGGUAAAGAAUACGGCCCAGCUGUAAAACCAUCAGACAUUAUCCACAUUCAAAAUGUCCAUCUCUGGUGGCCCUAUACAAUGAAUUCAGAAGACCCUGCGUAUAUGUACACAUUGAAGAUUACCGUAACAACAGCAGAUGGGACUGAUGUAUACAGACAACCAUUUGGUGUUCGCACUGUCAAGACAACAAACUCAACAUUUCUUAUAAACAACAAAGCAUUUUAUUGCCAUGGCGCAGCUAAACAUGAGGAUUCUGACAUUCGUGGAAAGGGGCUGGAUUUCCCUCUGAUUGCCAGGGACUUCGUAAUGAUGAAAUGGCUUGGGAUUAACUGCUUCAGAACCUCCCAUUAUCCUUAUGCAGAGGAGAUCUUGGACCAAGCAGAUCAACAAGGCAUUGUAGUCAUAGAUGAAAGCCCAGGUGUUGGCAUUAAAUUUCCCGAUAACAUGGGGAAUAUAUCUGUGGCACACCACAUGGAAGUUAUGGGAGAGAUGUAUGCCAGAGACAAGAAUCGACCUGCAGUAGUCAUGUGGUCAGUCGCCAAUGAACCUGCAAGUAGUCUUCCUGAGGCUGACCAUUAUUUCAAGUCUGUAAUUGGGCAUAUAAGACAGUUAGACCCCACUAGACCCGUGACAUUUGUAUCUGGGGGUGGAGGUUGGAAUACAGAUAGAGCAGCUCAAUACGUAGAUGUCCUAUGUAUUAACCAUUACUAUGGUUGGUAUAGUGAUACAGGGGUGACUGGUGUUAUACAAAGACAACUCACUGAAGACCUGACAAAUUGGAACAAGAGGUUCAACAAACCUGUCAUAAUUACUGAAUAUGGGGCUGAUACCAUAGCUGGUCUGCAUAGGGUGCCAUCCUUCAUCUUCACUGAGGAAUACCAGGUUGAUUUUAUGCGAGAAUAUCAUGCUGUGUUUGACAAACUGCGCACACAAUUCUUUGUUGGAGAAAUGGUGUGGAACUUUGCAGAUUUUAUGACAAUUGAACAAAUAACCAGAGUUGUUGGUAACAAAAAAGGGCUGCUGAAUCGUCAACGGGAACCAAAGAUGGCUGCUCACUUUAUUAGAGAUCGCUAUUUGUCACUAGCCAAUGGACUUGAUCCAGCAUCAUGCAACAAGAAUGGCUGGAAAUGGUUGCCAUAGUUACCGAAUUAAAUCUGUCUACUUUGGUGGAACUUUGGGAAACUAAAGAUUUACGGCAAAAUCCAGUAAUAAUAUUAGAAUCGUGAAUAAAAAAUCCUGAAAGAAAUAUGAGAAAUCAUGGGCUUCCAAGAGAAAGCCCAUAGAGAAAUCAAAAAUUAAUUGACAAUGUUUUAAUAAUGCAAGCAUAAUGAGUUAUAUAUUAGAUGCUUUUUAAAGCUAACAGUCAACCGAAAAUUCCAUCACUGUAAGAUUGUUUUUAGGAUAUGAAUUUACGAAUGGUUUACUCCCAAAGUUCCAUCAAGAGCAUAAUACAUUGCCAAGUGUGUCUCUUUAUGAGUGAUGCCAUCUAUUUUGAACUGAUAUGGAAUUCAUGGCAGUUGGAUGAAUUCAUAUUGAAACUUUUGGAAUGAGGGUUGGCAAUUGGAAAAUUGUAUCUGAACUCAGAAGUUAAGUUAAACAGAAGUAAUUUUGGAUGUGAAUAGACAAUUAAUGCAUUUUAUUGCCAUAUGCAUUUUUCUGUCAUACGAGUAUAAAAUGUUUGUUUUAUUAUUCUAUUUUUAUUAUAUAGUAUUUACUUUAAAGUUAAGAUAGAUUACUGUUGUGUUUUAUGUUUACAGUAUUUGAUUUAUAUUUCCUCACAAUAAUUUAUCCAUGAAUUUACCUUCUUACAUAUUAUAUUGCCUCCAACGGUUUGUUAGCGUUUGAAGGAUAUGAACGGUUGUAUUUUAUUUACAUCCGAUAUUCAUUUUAAAGCAUGCUAGGGAUUUAUUUUGGUGUAAUAAUUAUUUUAAAACAUCUGCAUUGAUAUUUGCAUUUAUUUCUUCUGGCAAUUGAUAUGAAAAUAUUAUUUAGGGAAUGUGCAAUGUAGGCUCAAGUUCAGGUAUUUUUUAGAAAUUGUAAUUUUUGUGUCACCUCCGUAAGUGGUGACGUAUUGUUAAAGUCUCCAUCCUUUUGUGGUCGGUUUUCGGCGGUCGAUAUCUGUAACAAAUGGCAAGUGGUGACAUU